Molecule: messenger RNA, 7921 nt
Organism: Calliphora vicina (urban bluebottle blowfly)
Lineage: Eukaryota; Metazoa; Arthropoda; Insecta; Diptera; Calliphoridae
Gene: ACC
Product: acetyl-CoA carboxylase
Exons: 15
Coding region: 294-7496 (2400 amino acids)
Biological process (GO): fatty acid biosynthetic process
Cellular component (GO): mitochondrion
Molecular function (GO): metal ion binding; ATP binding; acetyl-CoA carboxylase activity
Source: RefSeq, a predicted model, not a curated record
UAAAACUUGAACAGUAUUCAAUAAAAAAAAACUAAAAAGAAAACGAAAACAACUGAAUUAAUUUAUGCCAAGACAAAACUAACAAUUCCUUAUAAAGAACAACACACGACACACAACCAUAUAAAAUCAAUCUCCCCUCUCUACAACAAGUCGCAUUUAAUUUUACGUGACGUGUAAAUGCCCGAUAAUUAUACAACAUUGAUUUGCCUUUGAAAUUGUAAACCAUAAACAGGGUCAAAUAAUCAAUAACAAAAAUAAAUUUCAAAUUACUUGCCCUUAUAACAAAUUCAUCGAUGCUAAUAACUACUUUGCUAGUCUCCAUCACUUUUAUUAUAAUUUUAUUGGCUUUUUUAAGGACUCGCUAUCAGCCGCCUAUAAAUCAGGAGAACUCCUUAGAUUGUGAGAAAAAUAACGCCAGAAGCUCCUCAACGAAAAGCAUAAAAAGGGUGCAGUUUUCAAGUGAUAGCAUUAAGGAGUCACAGACAAUUUGUGAUAAUUUAAAAAAUUGUUCAGAAUUGGAGCAGGAUUUUGCAGCGACAAACAACAAUAAUAAUAACAACAUCAACAUGAGUAAUUCAAACAACGAUAGACCAAGUUUUUUGGUCGGUGAUGAAGAUGUUAUUAAUGGCUUGGAGGCAGCCGAAUCCACUGAUAACUUUCCCCAAAAGAUAGAAAAUGAACUACGUCCAAAUGGUGACAUUGCUGAAAGAAGAAAACGUUUAAGGCCCAGUAUGUCUCGUGGUACUGGUCUGGGUCAAGACCGUUAUCAAGACCGUGACUUUCAUAUUGCCACCACGGAGGAGUUUGUUAAGAAAUUUGGCGGUACCCGCGUGAUUAAUAAAGUUCUGAUUGCCAACAAUGGUAUUGCGGCCGUUAAGUGCAUGCGUUCGAUAAGACGUUGGUCUUAUGAGAUGUUCAAGAAUGAGCGUGCCGUGCGUUUUGUUGUUAUGGUGACACCAGAGGAUCUGAAAGCAAAUGCUGAAUAUAUAAAAAUGGCUGAUCAUUACGUCCCUGUUCCCGGUGGUUCGAAUAACAAUAACUAUGCCAAUGUAGAACUUAUUGUUGAUAUUGCCUUACGUACUCAAGUGCAGGCUGUCUGGGCUGGUUGGGGUCAUGCUUCGGAAAAUCCUAAAUUACCUGAAUUGUUACAUAAACAAAAUUUGGUAUUUUUGGGUCCUCCCGAAAGAGCUAUGUGGGCUUUGGGUGACAAAGUAGCAUCAUCUAUUGUGGCCCAAACUGCUGAUAUUCCUACUCUGCCCUGGUCUGGUUCCGAUUUGAAGGCCCACUAUAGUGGCAAGAAAAUUAAAAUAUCAAGCGAUCUAUUCAAUCGUGGCUGUGUUAGUAAUGUCGAAGAAGGUUUGGCAGCUGUUAAUAAAAUUGGCUUCCCCGUCAUGAUUAAAGCUUCUGAAGGUGGUGGCGGUAAAGGUAUUCGUCGUGUCGAUACAACUGAAGAAUUCCCCGCUAUGUUCCGUCAAGUACAAGCUGAAAUCCCCGGUUCGCCCAUUUUCGUUAUGAAACUGGCAAGUGGUGCCCGCCAUUUGGAAGUACAAUUGUUGGCCGAUAUGUAUGGCAAUGCCAUCAGUUUGUUUGGUCGUGAUUGCUCCAUACAGCGUCGUCAUCAGAAAAUCAUUGAAGAAGCUCCCGCCAUUGUUGCCCAACCCGAGGUGUUCGAGGAUAUGGAAAAGGCUGCCGUACGUUUGGCCAAAAUGGUGGGCUAUGUCAGUGCCGGUACUGUGGAGUACCUGUAUGAUCCCGAAGGCAAAUAUUUCUUCCUCGAAUUGAAUCCACGUCUUCAGGUGGAGCAUCCGUGUACAGAAAUGGUGGCCGAUGUAAAUUUGCCAGCCUGUCAAUUGCAAAUCGGAAUGGGUAUUCCGUUGUAUCGUUUGAAAGAUAUACGUUUAUUGUAUGGCGAAAGUCCCUGGGGUACUUCCAUUAUUGACUUUGAAAAUCCCCCAAAUAAACCUCGUCCUUCCGGCCACGUUAUUGCUGCCCGUAUUACUUCUGAAAAUCCAGAUGAGGGUUUCAAACCCAGUUCGGGUACGGUGCAAGAACUUAAUUUCCGUUCCAGCAAAAAUGUGUGGGGUUACUUUAGUGUAGCCGCCUCUGGUGGUCUUCACGAAUUUGCCGAUUCCCAAUUUGGUCAUUGUUUCUCUUGGGGCGAAAAUCGUCAACAGGCUAGAGAGAAUCUGGUAAUUGCCUUGAAAGAACUUUCGAUUCGAGGUGAUUUCCGUACCACAGUCGAAUACUUGAUAACCUUGUUGGAGACGAAUAGAUUCUUGGACAAUAGCAUCGACACUGCCUGGUUGGAUGCUUUAAUUGCUGAAAGAGUGCAGUCCGAGAAACCUGAUAUACUCUUGGGUGUAAUGUGCGGAGCUUUACAUAUUGCCGAUCGCCAAAUUAGUGAGGCAUUUAGCAGUUUCCAAACAUCAUUGGAAAAGGGUCAAAUCCAAGCUGCCAACACGCUGACCAAUGUGUUUGAUGUGGAGUUGAUUAAUGGCGGUAUGCGCUAUAAAGUGCAAACGGCUAAAAGUGGUGCCAAUACAUAUUUCCUCUUGAUGAAUAAUUCGUUUAAGGAAGUCGAGGUGCAUCGUUUGUCCGAUGGUGGUAUGUUACUGUCAUUUGAUGGAGCUUCUUUUACCACUUACAUGAAAGAGGAGGUGGAUCGUUAUCGUAUUGUGAUUGGCAAUCAAACUUGUGUGUUUGAAAAGGAAAAUGAUCCUUCUUUGUUGAGAAGUCCCUCGGCCGGUAAAUUGAUUAAUCUGCUGAUCGAAGAUGGUGCUCAUGUUAACAAGGGCCAGGUUUAUGCCGAAAUAGAAGUAAUGAAAAUGGUAAUGACCUUGACCUCAGUGGAGGCGGGUAUUGUUACCUUUUUAAAAAGACCAGGUGCUGUGUUAGAUGCUGGUUCUUUACUAGGUCACUUAGAACUCGACGAUCCUUCUUUGGUUACUAAGGCACAACCUUACAAAGGACAAUUCCUCCAACCAGAAAAUCCUCAACUUCCAGAGAAGCUUAACCAUAUUCACAACACUUACAAGUCAAUUUUGGAGAAUACUUUGGCUGGUUAUUGUCUGCCUGAACCCUACAAUGCCCAACGUUUACGAGAUGUUAUUGAGAAAUUCAUGCAAAGUUUAAGAGAUCCUUCUUUGCCAUUGCUUGAAUUACAAGAAGUUAUAGCCUCGAUUUCCGGCCGCAUACCCCUCGCGGUGGAGAAGAAAAUACGCAAACUUAUGACUCUGUAUGAGCGCAAUAUUACCAGUGUUUUGGCACAAUUCCCUUCGCAACAAAUCGCCAGUGUUAUUGAUUCGCAUGCGGCCACUUUACAAAAACGCACCGAUCGUGAUAAUUUCUUCCUGACCACCCAAGCUAUUGUACAACUAGUGCAACGAUAUAGAAAUGGCAUCAGAGGGCGCAUGAAGGCUGCUGUACAUGAGUUGUUACGGCAAUACUACGAUGUUGAGUGUCAAUUCCAACAUGGCCAUUACGAUAAGUGCGUGGGUUUGGUUAGAGAACGCAAUAAGGAUGAUAUGCAAACGGUAGUAAAUACAAUCUUCUCCCAUUCCCAAGUGGCCAAAAAGAAUCUAUUGGUUACCUUGCUCAUAGAUCAUUUGUGGGCUAAUGAACCUGGUCUUACCGAUGAAUUGGCCAAUACUUUAAGUGAAUUGACUUCGCUUAAUCGUGCCGAACAUUCUCGUGUCGCCUUAAGAUCUAGACAAGUUCUAAUCGCUGCCCAUCAACCGGCCUACGAACUAAGACACAAUCAAAUGGAGUCUAUAUUCUUGUCUGCUGUUGAUAUGUACGGCCAUGACUUCCAUCCUGAAAAUCUGCAACGUUUGAUUCUAUCGGAAACCUCAAUAUUUGAUAUUUUGCACGAUUUCUUCUAUCACUCCAAUCGUGCUGUUUGCAAUGCUGCCUUGGAAGUUUAUGUAAGAAGAGCUUACACCUCCUACGAAUUGACUUGUCUGCAACACUUGGAACUGUCCGGAGGUUUGCCUUUAGUACACUUCCAAUUCUUAUUACCCACUUCCCAUCCAAAUAGACUGUUCUUGCGCAUGGCUUCCGAUGAGAACGGUCCCGAAAACUUGGGUGGUUCUUACCUUCGUACUGGCUGCAUGGCUGCUUUUGAUUCCUUCGAGCACUUUGACAUGUAUUCGGAUGAAAUUUUGGACUUGCUCGAAGAUUUAGCUUCGCCCGCCAUGGUUAGUGCUAAAGUUUUAGAGGCUGUUGAGGCGGCAGAUUCCAUGUGUGAUGGCCGCUUGAGUACCUCCAUCAAUGUUUCUCUAUCUGAUCCCAUAACACGGGCAAAUGCCGCAGAGGAGGCUAAAUCUACAGAACCCAUUCACAUAAUCAGUGUGGCUGUGCGUGAGACUGGUGAGAUGGAUGAUGUACAAAUGGCCCAAAUAUUUGGCAGCUACUGCAAACAACAUCGCGAUGAAUUGUUCCAAAGAAGAAUAAGACGUAUAACUUUUGCUGCAUUGAAAAAACGCCAAUUCCCCAAGUUCUUCACCUAUCGUGCCCGUGACGAUUUCGAGGAGGAUCGCAUCUAUCGUCAUUUGGAACCUGCCUGUGCCUUCCAAUUGGAAUUGAAUCGCAUGAAAACUUAUGAUCUCGAGGCAUUACCAACUGCCAAUCAAAAAAUGCAUUUAUAUUUGGGCAGAGCUAAGGUGUCCAAGGGUCAAGAAGUCACCGAUUUCCGUUUCUUUAUACGCUCCAUUAUUCGUCAUUCGGAUCUGAUAACAAAGGAAGCUUCCUUUGAGUACCUACAAAAUGAGGGCGAACGUGUUUUGCUCGAAGCCAUGGAUGAAUUGGAAGUGGCUUUCUCCCAUCCAUUUGCCAAACGUACAGAUUGUAAUCACAUUUUCCUGAACUUUGUGCCGACUGUUAUAAUGGACCCGGCCAAGAUUGAAGAGUCUGUCACGAAAAUGAUCAUGCGCUACGGUCCCCGACUAUGGAAGUUGCGUGUCUUGCAGGCUGAAUUGAAAAUGUUGAUUAGGCAAAAUCCCCAAGCUCCCACACAGACUGUACGCUUGUGUAUAGCCAACGAUUCGGGUUAUUUCCUAGACAUAUCCAUGUACACGGAGCAUACCGAAAAGGAAACUGGCAUUAUAAAAUUCAAGGCCUAUGGCGAUAAACAAGGCUCUCUUCAUGGUUUACCAAUUUCCACGCCCUACAUGACCAAAGAUUUCUUACAGCAAAAACGCUUCCAGGCACAAAGCAACGGCACUACAUAUGUCUAUGACAUUCCCGAUAUGUUCCGUCAAAUGACCGAACGUCUGUGGAAGGAAUAUUCCAUGGCUCGUCCAUCUAUUGAUGUGCGCAUACCCGAAAAGAUUUUGGUCGAAUGUGUAGAACUUGUUUUGGAUGGUGAUAACCUGGUUGAAAUGAAACGUUUGCCAGGUGAGAAUACGUGUGGUAUGGUGGCUUGGCGCAUUAUUUUGGCCACACCUGAAUAUCCCGAGGGUCGUGAAAUGAUUGUUAUAGCCAACGAUUUGACCUUCUUCAUUGGUUCAUUUGGUAUACAAGAAGAUAUUGUAUUCCACAAGGCUUCACAAUUGGCUAGAGCCAGAAAAGUACCAAGAAUUUACAUUUCGGUAAACAGUGGUGCCCGCAUUGGUUUGGCUGAAGAGGUUAAAGCCAUGUUCAAAGUCGCAUGGGAAGAUCCCGAAGAACCCGAUAAGGGUUUUAAAUACUUGUACCUGACAACCGAAGACUACAGCCAAGUGGCCAGUCUCAAUUCAGUGCGUGCCAUUCUUAUCGAAGAUGAGGGUGAGCCCAGAUAUAAAAUCACCGACAUCAUUGGUAAAGACGAGGGCUUGGGCGUUGAGAAUUUGCGCUAUGCUGGUCUCAUAGCCGGUGAAACUUCUCAGGCCUACGAUGAAAUUGUUACCAUCUCCAUGGUUACUUGUCGUACCAUUGGUAUUGGUUCUUAUUUGGUGCGUUUGGGUCAACGUGUCAUACAAAUUGAUAAUUCUCACAUCAUUUUGACCGGUUACGCUGCUCUGAAUAAGUUGCUGGGUCGCAAGGUGUAUGCCUCGAAUAAUCAAUUGGGUGGCGUACAAAUUAUGUACAACAAUGGUGUAAGCCACAAAACUGAGGCUUUAGAUUUGGAUGGUGUUUAUACCAUCUUAGAUUGGUUGUCUUAUAUACCCGCAUACAUUGGUUGUGAUUUGCCCAUUGUCGACCCCAGUGAUCGCAUUGAUAGACCAAUUGAUUUUAUGCCUACCAAAGCACCCUACGAUCCACGUUGUAUGUUGGCUGGUAGAGUGAAUCCUGCCAAUGCCAAUGAUUGGGAGAACGGUUUCUUCGAUCGUGAUUCCUGGAGUGAAAUAAUGGCGCCUUGGGCUAAGACCGUAGUCACAGGUCGUGCCCGCUUGGGUGGUAUACCUGUGGGUGUUAUUGCCGUAGAGACACGUACUGUUGAAGUUGAAAUGCCUGCUGAUCCUGCCAAUUUAGAUUCUGAAGCCAAGACUUUGCAACAAGCUGGUCAAGUAUGGUAUCCCGAUUCAUCUUACAAAACUGCCCAAGCUAUCAAGGACUUUAGCCGUGAAGAAUUGCCCUUGAUGAUAUUCGCCAACUGGCGUGGUUUCUCCGGUGGCAUGAAGGAUAUGUACGAACAAAUUGUUAAAUUUGGUGCCUACAUUGUGGAUGGUUUGCGCGAAUAUAAAAAACCUGUACUCAUUUACUUGCCACCCAAUGCUGAGUUGCGUGGUGGUGCCUGGGCUGUCUUAGAUUCGUUAAUUAAUCCCCGCUACAUGGAAUCCUAUGCAGAUCCUGAGGCCAGAGCUGGUGUUUUGGAACCAGAGGGUAUAGUGGAAAUUAAAUACAAAGAAAAGGAUCUAGUCAAGACCAUACAUCGUUUAGAUGCCACCACAAUAGAGCUGAAAAGACAAAUGGACGAAGCGUUGGUCGCUGCUGAUAAAGUUAAGGCUGGCGAAUUUGAGGAAAAAAUCAAGGAACGUAUUGCUACUUUGGUGCAUGUUUACCAUACGGUGGCUGUACACUUUGCUGACUUGCACGACACUCCCGAGCGUAUGUUGGAAAAGGAUUGUAUUAGUGAAAUCGUGCCCUGGCGUGAGUCCAGAGGAUGGUUGUACUGGCGUCUACGUCGUCUUUUGCUUGAGGACAGUUACAUUAAGAAGAUUGUUAAAGCACAAGACAAUCUUUCGGUCGGUCAAGCCAAGGAAAUGUUGAGACGUUGGUUGGUGGAAGAUAAGGGACCAACAGAGUCCUAUCUUUGGGAUAAGAACGAGGGAAUGGUAAACUGGUAUAUGGAACAAACUAAACCUGAUUCCACUGUCUCCCGCAACAUUAAUGCUGUGCGUAAGGAUGCCAUAAUAUCCAGCAUAUCAAAAAUGCUAGAAGAUUGUCCCGAGGUUACUUUAGACGCCGUGGUGGGUCUAUGUCAAAACCUAACAUCUGUGAAUCGUGGUGUGGUGGUUCGUACAUUGGCGCAGUUACAAUUGAAUGAAGAGGCUGGCAAUUCAAAUAAUCAAGGAUGAUACAGUUCGUCAUCUUCAUCUAAAACAACACAUCCUUUAUUUUCCUAUCAUUAUCAUAAUUAUUAGGUUUAAUUACAUACACUCUCUACAUUCGUCUCUAAUCCACAAUUAAUUAUGUUUUUGUUAUAUAUUUUUUUACAUUUUAUUUUUUUUGUUACUAUGAAGUAGUAAAUAUUUUAAACACAAAAAUAUUUAAACUUCACUUUACUAAAACUAAAACAAACAAAAAGCAUGACGACUCAUUUACACCAUCAAACAAACAAACAUCCACCCACCAAUCAAACUAUGUUAAUGACUUUAAAUGAUACUGUCUUUUCUAGAACCAUUCAAUUGUUAUUAUAAACUAAUUUUCUUGAUUAUAUUAUAUAUAUUUAAGACAUUUUUUAUUAUUAUUAAUUUUAAUUCGCAUUUGAUGUUAUUUCUUA